Molecule: messenger RNA, 1329 nt
Organism: Arctia plantaginis
Lineage: Eukaryota; Metazoa; Arthropoda; Insecta; Lepidoptera; Erebidae
Source: the annotation of a GenBank genome assembly
AUGAUUCCCCGGCACAAAUACUGUUUUAGUAUAUUGACUUGUGUACUUUUAUUAUUAUCAGAACUCAGUGGAUCGGUAAUAAAAGAAGCAUUGGAAGAAAAUUUGAAAGAUAUUUCACACGAUGAAGGAGCUGAGUCAAUCAAACAUGAUAAACAUAAAGGUGAAAAGGUGAUUCAAGAACAAAGCCAAAUAAAUGACAGUCAUAAAAACCAAUACUCUAAAGCUAAUGACGAGGUAAAAUAUUUAAAAAAAGAGCAUGACUCAAAUUCUGCAACGGAAAACGAUGCGUAUAAGGGAUAUAACAGCAAGCAAGAUAAAGCUGAAGACAGUGAAGCAAAAGGUUACAAGAGGGGUCAUAAAAAAGGCCAUCAUAAGCAAGGAUUUCAAAAUUCGUAUCAUAAAGACGAAUCCUCAAAUAAGAGUACUUUUUUUGAUGAUUUUAAUGACGAGGGUGAUCAAGCUCAGUACAAUAGCAGGUUGAAUUCGCAUGACAAUAAGGGUGGGCGAACCUAUCACGGGUCACACAAUAAAGGCACGGACCAUCUUGUAGAUAACUAUCGUGGUGGUGGUUACAAUAAAUAUGGCGACACUGGUGUGAAACAUGUGGACCGUCUAAACCACGGUAAAAAGUAUUAUUUAGAUGAUAAUUUAAAUCAUGAUAAGUAUCGCAAUGCUCAUAAUAACUAUGACAGAGGUAAUAUCCGAAGCCGUCAUGAAUAUCAUGUGCCACCAGUUCCUCGUCCUGAACCGGGUUGGGAUUGGCAGAAAUGGGAAGACAGAAGAGGGUGGGAACGUCCUGGUUGGCAAAGAGAUCAUGGUUGGCAAGCAGAACCUGGUUGGGGAAGAGAACCUAAUUGGCAGAGGGAUCCCGCUUGGGAAAGAGAAGCUGAUUGGCAGAGAGGCAAUGGCUGGGAAAGAGAACCUAACUGGCAAAGGGAUCAGGGUUGGGAAAGAGACUAUGGUGGGCCCGGUUACUAUGAUGAUAAGGGUUUACGCCAUGAUGGUGGGUAUGGUUAUGGGCCCAACCACGGCUACGGAUAUGGUUAUGGAGAAUCUCAAGUAAGUCCAGUUGCUGAAAUACCAAAAAAUGCUCCCGUUGUAGCACAAAGAAAACAAACUAUAACUAUAUAUGAAGAUCCGAGAUAUGAUGGUAAGGAUAAAGGUCAGCUAAGACGAGAGGAGGGGGAUUAUUUGCAACUGGAGUAUAAACCAAGUAGUCAUCGAUACGCCAGUUAUGACAACACGUACUAUAACGCGCCUGCAACUCGAGAAGGAGCGGUAGAAGCUAGUAAAAUUAAUAGAUUGGUUUAUAACUAUAGAAGGCAGUAA